AUGGGCAACCUGGUUUGGCACGAAUAUAGCCGUCUGGUCUCCGUGACCGCGAGUGUUUAUGCUGUAUGGGCAUCCUUCUGGGCCAUCCUGUACCGCAAGUUCUUCUGGGACUUCGUUAACGGGACAGUGCGCGACCCCGGAGGCAUUCAGCCCGCCAACUCGGACAUGAUCUUCAUUCAGCUGAUCGUGAGGGCGCCGAUCAUCCCCAUACUGGCGAUGGUCCUCGGCUUCAUGCUGAUCGCACUCGAAACACCCUUGCCCAUCCUGAAGUCCACGGCCAUCUAUCGCAGCUUGGUCUUGCGGAUAGUAUUGUUAUUCUUCCAAGCGUUCUUGACCAUCAUGUUCUAUCAAGGAACCAAUGCCGCGAUCUACUCGCUCAUAGCUGCGGGUUGUUACGGAAGAGCUAUAGCUAAGGGAGAAGAAAUGAAAGAGGCUAAAGCGAAUAGAGGGGCGGGCGGUCGGGCGUAA
Schizophyllum commune H4-8 is the source of this 468-nucleotide messenger RNA. RefSeq lists its product as uncharacterized. Bases 1 to 468 code for a protein of 155 amino acids. The record is from RefSeq and is a predicted model, not a curated record. The transcript is spliced from 4 exons. Lineage: Eukaryota; Fungi; Basidiomycota; Agaricomycetes; Agaricales; Schizophyllaceae.